CUGAGGAGGUGGGCGGAAAGGGGAGGCGACGCCGGCGGCGACGAGGAGGGCGACGAGGCACAGACAACCGCGGCAGGCGCGAGCGCGCGCACGCACGUACGCCUCCUUUACUCUCCCCGCGCGGGAGCUCGCGGCCGCCGGGUGGCCGGAGGAGUGCGUGUGUGAGGAGCAAGGGAGUGCCUCGAGGGGGCGGGAGCGGGAUCGGGGAUGGCGGCAACGGGAAAGGGAGGGGCGGCGCGGGUCGCCGCCGGCUUCCUCUUCCUCCUGCAUCUCGUUGCGGCGAUCGCCGGGAAGAGCUACUACGACGUGCUGCAAGUGCCCAAGGGCGCGUCGGAGGAUCAGAUCAAGAGGUCGUACCGCAAGCUUGCCCUCAAGUACCACCCCGACAAGAACCCCGACAAUGAAGAGGCCAACAAGCGCUUCGCGGAGAUCAACAACGCGUAUGAGGUGCUCACGGACCAGGAGAAGAGGAAGAUCUAUGACCGGUACGGCGAGGAGGGGCUGAAGCAGUUCCAAGGCCGGGGAGGUGGCGGUGGUGGAAUGAACAUUCAGGACAUCUUUAGCAGCUUUUUUGGUGGUGGUGGUGGAGCGGAAGAGGAGGAAGAACAGAUCUUAAAAGGUGAUGAAGUGGUUGUUGAACUGGAGGCUUCACUAGAGGAUUUGUACAUGGGCGGUUCCUUAAAGGUUUGGAGAGAGAAAAAUGUCAUAAAACCAGCACCAGGAAAGAGGAAAUGCAACUGUAGGAAUGAAGUUUACCAUCGCCAAAUUGGUCCUGGAAUGUAUCAACAGAUGACUGAGCAGGUCUGCGAUCAAUGUCCAAAUGUGAAAUUUGUACGAGAAGGUGAAUUUUUGACUGUUGAUAUUGAGAAGGGAAUGCAAGAUGGACAGGAGGUUUUAUUUUUUGAGGAAGGUGAACCUAAGAUUGAUGGCGAACCUGGUGAUUUGAAGUUUAGGAUCCGAACAGCACCACAUGGGCGUUUCAGAAGAGAAGGCAAUGAUCUGCAUGCAACAGUUACAAUUUCCCUGCUGCAAUCUCUGGUUGGUUUUGAGAAGACUAUCAAGCAUCUUGACAACCAUCUGGUGGAAAUCGGCACCAAGGGUAUCACUAAGCCUAAGGAGAUAAGGAAAUUCAAAGGCGAAGGCAUGCCGCUGUACCAAAGCAACAAGAAAGGCGACCUGUACGUCACAUUCGAGGUGUUGUUCCCGAAAACGCUAACGGACGACCAGAAGGCCAAGCUGAAGGACAUUCUGGUGUAGACCAUUUUUUCGCUCGUAUGCUACAGAUAGUUCGGGGGCAGUUGCCUCAAGGAAAUUUUCCAUAUAGCUUGCACUGUUGCACAGAAAGGAGCAGCAGCUGCGUUUCUGGGUGUGAUUUUGCGUUGCUAAUGCUAGUGGCUCAGUUUUCGUUUCUCUUUCCCUUGUUUUGCCAUGUCCUUAACAGCUCAGUGUAGUUUUAGAAAGCGCAACAAAAGUGUACCAGAGUAUCUGUGCCCUUCUGAAUUCAGAAUACAUUGAUUACAGAACUGUACUAGCGUGUAAAAAAAUUCCCAAAUCCCUAUUCUACUUGCAAAUCGUCGAA
Panicum virgatum (switchgrass) is the source of this 1579-nucleotide messenger RNA. Its product is annotated as dnaJ protein ERDJ3B. The record is from RefSeq and is a predicted model, not a curated record. NCBI's taxonomy places the organism in Eukaryota, Viridiplantae, Streptophyta, Magnoliopsida, Poales, Poaceae. Gene Ontology annotation, biological process: protein folding. The transcript has 10 exons. Bases 208 to 1257 code for a protein of 349 amino acids.